AUGUCAGACAAUAAAGGUGAGCUGUUUGAUCAUGGGUAACAUGUUGGGUGGUAACAUCCGUUAACUUCCCCCUAAUAAAUUACUGUUUUCAGCGAAUAGUCAACGACCGUCAUAUUGGCAAGCGCCUUCCGGCCUUCCGCAAGGCCCAGUUCAGGUAAAUUAUCCCUUUUCUUUUUGAUUCUAAAUUUAGGUGCCUACUGGAUUUUAUGGCGAUUACAACCCCAAUAUCAAUACUAUGGGAGUGAGUGGAAGUCAUUAUGGUGCAAACGACUCUCGACCUGUUAUGAGUAUGGCUCCAGUGUCUGGGAUUAGUCAGGUUAGUUCUGAAUGUGCAAUGUUACGCAAUUCAAACUCAUUAUCAACUUUGUCCAAAAUGAUUUUUCAGCCUCUAAUGCCGGCCAAGCAAGAGGCCUUCCAGUCAAUGCCAAUGCGUCCUCAGCCUUAUCCACCUCUGAAUCAGCCAUCGUCCUAUGUCCAUUCAACAAGUCAAUAUUAUCCGCCAAGCCAGUAUCGCGGCCAAGUCCCGGAUUAUGGCUUGAGAGACUUGAGCUACGGAGUGCAUGAAUCUGUCCAUCAUUCCCCGCUGGGUCAGCCGGGUUAUCUUCCAUCAACUCCUCAAUAUUAUACAUCAACUCAAUACAGAAAUCAAAUGGCCGACUCUGUUUAUGGAUUACGACACUUGAAUUACCCGGAAUCCGAACCACCCUUGCAGAAUCUUGCUCCACUAUCGAGCUAUGCCCACCCGUCGCACCAUUAUCCAUCGAAUUUUGGUCGGCAACAUCAAGACCUAGAUCAAUGUCAAAGAAGUGCUGGAAAUGAACCUCUGAGUGCUGCAAAUGGGCUAGUUCACAACUCAAGGGCGAUGCCAGUAAGCCUUCAUGCAUCGAAUCCCCCAGUCAGUCUGCAAACGCCAGCCCUAAAGGCGAUCAAAAAAGAGUUGCCGGAAGCCCCAAGACAAAAGAGAAAGUAUACAAAGAGAAAGAACGUCGACAAAUCUGCGGAUCCGAAUCCAGAGCCUAAGGUGCCAAAGAAGAGAGGACGGAAAAAGAAAGGUAAGGUUUUUCUAUUUUUUGUCUUCGAGUUUUAGGUAUGGCCAUGGUGAAGAUCAGCUGUAUUCUGUAAUUUUAGAAGUCGAUCCAAAUGCGGAUCCAAAGGGAAAGAAGCAGAGCCUCUACAAAGUGUCUCUAAGCAGAAAACGAAGAGAAAAUAUGGCUUAUCCGGUGAGUUUCGGGGAAAAUUAUGUUGUACACGACAUGAAAUCAGAAAAAUUGGAAUUUUUCUAUAUUUUUCUGAUUAGGUGGGCGGAGUUUUCAUCUCAGUGGGACGUUUUUGGAACUGUAAUCGUGUUUUAGCCAUACAUCUUUGAUUUUGCAGUUUUGGCAUUAUUUUUUUGCAGAAGAACAGCUUCCUUCUCAGGUACUCAGAUCUCAGCGAAGAAGAUCAUGAUUUCAUAUGGCUGGUGGAUAACCAUCAACUCCUUGCCAAGUUCGUCCCAAAUCAGAGCAAAACUUGCACAACGUCGAAAGAGUCGGAUCAAACGGAGACAAUCCGAUAUUACACUAGGACUGACAGAGUAAGUGUGAUAUUUUUGGUGAUUCUGCCCACUUUUUUGGAGUAAAUUUAUUAUUUUAGUACACUGGUUGGUUCUCUAAUGAAUACUGGAACUACAUUGACUUCACAGACCGCGUCACCGUCGACGGACUGUCGGAAAUUUCGGUCAGGUUCCCAAAUCGACAAGAAAUUGAAGAAAUGAGAGAAAAAUUGCUAAAGAGAAGAGAUGAAGAGGAAAAACAAAAGGCAGAGAAGGAAGAAGAGACUGCGGAGAAGAAGGUCAAGCUUGAGCAGGAUGAAUCGAACGACGGAAACGGAAAUGAGUACUCGCUUAUUGAUGUAGAUGAUCAAACGAAUGUUGGAUUUGCGAGAAGCGAGGGCUCGAACGAGGGCAUCAAAGAGGGUUUCGAUGAGAGUACGAAUGAUGGAGUCGAUGAGUACGUGUUUUCAAAUGAAGUAGGAAAUGGCCGAGGCAAUUUGGCCAACAUUAAGUAUGAGUUGGAAAAUGGAGAAGAUCAUCAAGAAGAAUGGGAGGAAAAUGACGAUUCCAAUGAUGAAAUCGAAGGAAAUGAAGAGGAGAAUGAGCGAAUUGAAAAUCGGGAGGAGGACAGCGAUGAUGAAGACAGUAAUCAAGAAAAUGAACAGUCCGAUGGAGAUGAAGAAGAGCAAAGAGACGAGGAUCAGAAUGAACAGUAUGAGGAGGAAGAGGACUCAGAAGACAGUGAAUAA
Molecule: messenger RNA, 2280 nt
Organism: Bursaphelenchus xylophilus (pine wood nematode)
Lineage: Eukaryota; Metazoa; Nematoda; Chromadorea; Rhabditida; Aphelenchoididae
Source: the annotation of a GenBank genome assembly